CUGUAUCAUGCCAUGCUGUGUUAUUCAUUCAAAAGAGAAAAAAACGAGAUGCUGGUGAAGGAACGACCGUUUAUAGCUGCUAUAACAUAAGUAAUAACAGAAAUGAACUUGUCUCCUGGAUGUUCCACCAGAUUAAAUGUAACUAUAAUUGAAUAGAUAAAAGCAUGUAUCAUUCAAUUACUGUGGUAUAAGAGAAACAUAACACUUUGAGACGUGCUAGAAAUUAAUCAACGUCUGGGUUGAAACAGCAUCACAGUUUGUUUUUCUUUUUUAAUCGAUCAAUGCAGUGUUUUAUAUCUUACACAAUACCAAGUCAUUUAAAUAUAGAUAAUAUGUAUGGAAACCUACGUUUCACAACAUACUGUGCAAUGAUAGUAACGAUUCCGUAAUUUUAAAGCAGUGUGUAGACUGCCGAGGUUUAGAACAGAGGUGGGAGGGUUUUGACACACCUGGCAACCCUGCACGCCUCUAAACUGCUCUGCUCUUCAUUCACACGGAGGAAAUAUCAAAGCAUAGGUCAGGCACAGCUAGACAUAUCUCCUAUUGGACUAGUAUUGCUGAAAUAUCUUCGUUGAUAUCAGAUGGAGAAACGGUUAAUAGCUAGCUAAAAAAUUAAACUGGCGUAAUGUUAAGUUGUACUGCUGUAGUAUACGCUAAUAGGUAGUUAUAAGGUGUGCGCUGUCUCUGCCUAAUAGUCUAAACUGUCAUUUAUCAGGACUAGAGCAGGUUAGCUAGCCGGCUAACUACCUGAGCUGUCUGCGUUGAUGUGUGCUCUCCGGCGUCUCGGAGCGGAGAUGUUUAGUGUUCAGUAGCUGCAUGUUGUUGUUUUUUUUUACAUUUUAAUUUGACUUGACGUCGACAUGGAGCUGUUUCAGGCGAAAGACCAUUACAUUCUCCAGAGUGGAGACAAGGCUCUGUGGUGCAGCAGGAAGGAUGGCUCCAUGUCUGUGAGACCCGCAACUGACCUGCUACUAGCUUGGAAUCCAGUAUGUUUGGGACUGGUGGAGGGCGUUAUUGGAAAGAUUCAACUUCAUGCUGACUUUCCUCUGGGCCUGAUUCUGAUCCGCCAGAAAGCACUCGUGGGCUUAUUGCCAGCAGAGCACAAGGUGUACAAGAUCACAAAAAUAACAGUUAUCCCACUCUCAGAAGAUGAACCACAGGAUCUGGAAUUAGAGCUUUGUAAGAAGCACCACUUUGGGAUCAACAAACCAGAGAAAAUUACCCAGUCUCCAGAUGAGUCUAAGUUUCUGUUGAAGACCCUGAGUCAAAUCAAGUCCAAUGUUGCUGUUCCCAGCAAGAAAAAGGUCAAAGAGAAUAAAGAAAAGGAGCGUCUGGAGAGGAGACUGCUUGAUGAGCUCUAUAAGAUAUUCAUGGACUCCGAUUCCUUUUACUACAGCCCCACUUAUGAUCUUACAAAUACUGUACAGAGACAGGGAGCCUCAGACAAGUCUGAUCUGCCCCUGUGGAAACGGGUUGAUGACAGAUUCUUCUGGAAUAAACACAUGAUACAGGACCUAAUUAACUUACAGGUUCCUGAGGUGGACUUUUGGGUGAACCCCAUAAUCCAAGGCUUUGUGCAGGUGGAGGAGCUGGUGGUGAACUACAACGAGAGCUCAGAUGAGGAAAAAAGCAGCCCAGAGACACCACUGCAGGAGCAGCACACCUGUGUGGACGACAUUCACCCACGCUUUACGGUGGCUCUCAUUUCCAGACGCAGCCGUCACCGUGCGGGCAUGCGCUACAAACGGAGAGGAGUGGACACUGAAGGACAUGUGGCCAACUAUGUGGAGACAGAGCAGCUAAUCCACGUGCAUAAUCACACGCUGUCAUUUGUACAGACACGAGGCUCUGUCCCUGUGUUUUGGAGCCAAGUUGGGUACCGCUACAAUCCCAGACCACGUCUAGAGAAAGGAGAGAAAGAAACCACUCCCUAUUUCGCUUUGCACUUUGAGGAGCAACUUAAAAUUUAUAAAAAACAGGUCAUAAUCAAUCUGGUGGACCAAAAUGGCCGUGAGAAGUUGAUUGGUGAUGCAUACCUUAAACAGGUGCUGCUUUUCAACAACCCCAAUUUAACCUACGUCUCAUUUGACUUCCAUGAGCACUGUCGAGGGAUGAAGUUUGAGAAUGUCCAGACGCUCACCGAUGCUAUCUCUGACAUCAUCACAGACAUGCGAUGGGGCUGGGUGGACCAAGCAGGAGUCAUCUGUACACAAGAGGGCAUUUUCCGGGUUAACUGCAUGGACUGCUUGGACAGGACUAAUGUAGUUCAAGCAGCUGUUGCCCGUGUUGUUAUGGAAAAGCAGUUGAAGAAACUGGGGGUGAUGCCCCCGGAACAGCCGCUGCCCCUCAAAUGUUACAGGAUCUACCAGGUGAUGUGGGCCAACAAUGGAGACACCAUCAGCCGCCAGUAUGCUGGCACAGCUGCUUUAAAGGGAGAUUUCACACGCACAGGAGAAAGGAAACUAGCUGGAGUGAUGAAAGACGGAGUGAACUCAGCCAAUCGCUACUAUUUGAACCGAUUCCGUGAUGCAUACAGACAGGCUGUCAUUGACCUCAUGAUGGGGCUCCCUGUUACUGAGGACCUGUAUUCUAUCUUCAGCAAAGAGAAAGAGCAUGAGGAGAAAGAGAAAGAGAGCCAGAGAGGAGCACAGGAACAGGUCAGCCUCCUUCUCCAGACAUACAUGCAGCUUCUGCUGCCAGAUGAUGAGAAGUUCCAUGGAGGCUGGGCACUCAUUGACUGUGACCCCAGUUUAUUGGCAAUGGCACAAAGUCUUAUUGAUGCAACACACAAAGACGUGGACGUUCUAUUACUGCUGUCCAACUGUGCAUAUUAUGUUGCUUACUAUGAUGAGGAGACCGAUAAAGUUCACCAGUACCAGCGUCUUGGUUUAGAAGGCUUGGAAAAAAUUGAAAUAGGCCCAGAGCCCACUCUCUUUGGCAAACCCAAAUACUCCUGCAUGCGACUGCAUUAUAAAAGUGGAGAAGUUAGUGGCUAUUUCCACACCUUGAGGGCUGUCACACGGAACCCAGAAGAUGAUGGAAAAGACACCCUGCAGUGUAUAGCAGAGAUGCUUCGUAUAACUAAACAAGCGAUGGGACUUGACCUGCUAGUCGUAGAGAAGAAAUUGGAAAGGAAGCACAGCAAACCUCAUGAAGACAUCCUGGGCAUACAGGGGAAAGCCACUGAGCCAAUACUUGGCUCAGGCUUGGCUCAGGGCAAAAGUUUCUUCUUGAACAAAUUCUCAUCCUUAAAUCAGAAAGUAAAGCAGACCAAAACUAAUGUAAACAUUGGAAAUUUCAAGCCCCUUGGCAGGCUCGAGAUGAAGGUCAACUUCCUAAAGCCCAAUAUGAGGGUGAACCUUUGGAAAUCAGACAGUAGUUUGGAGACUUCUGAUGGCAAUCCAGGCCCUGGAUCUAUGAAGGACCUUUGUAAUGACCGUUCAGAUCUAGAGAUCUCUGACGACUCUGACUCAUAUAACUCAGAUGAGCAGCCAUGCUCAGGUUCCCUGGAGAACAUCGACUAUGUGCUUCCCAGUUGUGGGAUUGUAGCAUCUGCACCUCGACUUGCCAGCCGGUCCCAGUCCAUCGGAAGUGUUGAACUCACUGUGCCCUCUGUUAUUCGUGUCACAAAUUGCGAGGACAAGAUAGGGGACAGCUUGUUAGUUGAACCAAACUCUGAGUCCCCUGGCACAGCCUCAGAAGCAGAGGAGGCCAUCUUGAUCGACUUUGGGACACCAAUCGAUGCUUACUGCCACCAGUUUAUCCAGGAUGCCCAGACCAAACCAGUAGAAGUGUUCGAAGAACGCCCGGGCUUGCCACCAAACCCACAAGCACCUGAGGGUCUCAGAGCCCCUCCGGCUUCAGGCUCAAAGGCAGAAACUUUAAACACCCAGCAGCCACAACUCCCUCGUCCAUCUCAGCUUGAUGUGGAAUCUUCAGUCUCAGGAGGAAAACUCCUCACCGUCCAGCCCCCAGGUUCGGCCGCAUCAUGUAGCUCCCAAAAGAGCCUUGGCUCCAUCUUAGAAGGGAGUCUGGGGCCUUCUCCGGCAGACAGUAAUGGAAGUCGUGUGGUGUCCCCCUUUGCUAAGAUUAAGAGCUCUGUGGUGCAAGUGGCUAGCAUGACCCAAGCCGGACUCACUCAAGGUAUCAAUUUUGCUGUGGCGAAAGUUCAAAAAAGUCCAGAGCCUGAGGCUGUCAAUGAAACGCAGCAGAAUGAAUUGCGAGCUAUGUUUACACAGUGCCAGACUAGGAUCAUUCAGAUAUAAUGUUUGUUUGGCCUCAUACAGAUGCAUUUUUAGUGUAGAAUGUGGCUUCUAGCACAGUAGCAGUAGCAUAAGUUUGCACACAAAAAGUGUACAGGCAGUUACUCCAUAUUUCUGCUCCAUUUAAUGUAACUUAUGUUUACAGCCAGUGUUGUGUAGUGUGUGUGUGUGUGUGUGUGUGUG
Molecule: messenger RNA, 4445 nt
Organism: Ictalurus furcatus (blue catfish)
Lineage: Eukaryota; Metazoa; Chordata; Actinopteri; Siluriformes; Ictaluridae
Gene: inpp5f
Product: inositol polyphosphate-5-phosphatase F
Exons: 21
Coding region: 861-4265 (1134 amino acids)
Biological process (GO): phosphatidylinositol dephosphorylation; regulation of endocytic recycling
Cellular component (GO): clathrin-coated endocytic vesicle; early endosome
Molecular function (GO): phosphatidylinositol-4-phosphate phosphatase activity
Source: RefSeq, a predicted model, not a curated record